UGAGGGGUUUCUGGGAAAGCUGGUUGGGAAAGCUGCAGUGUCACAGCCCCAUCCCUGUCCCCCCUUCCAGCAGCAGCCCCAGGCCAGGCACGUCCCUGGCACGGCACGGCACAGCCAGGGAGCAUCCUGAGCCAGGCAGUGUUUCUGCUGGUGACUCAGCAUCCUGGAAAGGGAAUUGGAAGCCUGGGCUGCUUUGUUUCCCCAGGUCAUUAUUCCAAAAUGUGAGAGCUCCACUAACGCACAUGGAUUCUGUGCCCUCACGUCGCUGUCCCGGGCACUGACGUCACCCUGUCACUGCUUAAUCCAAUCUGCCUGGUUUUCAGGGAAGUGUUUAUCCAGAAGAAAAUGGCAUAAACACCACAGUACAGAUUCAAGAGUGCAGCCCCAAACUUUUGAAGUGGCAGGAGCUUGCAGAGCUGCUGCCCUGCGCACAUCCCGUUUGGUCUUGUGUGGGAAUGACAGCCAACAUUCCCAGCUUUAGUGACUCAAAUACUUGCCACCUAUAACAGGUGGGCCAUGGGCAGUCUGGAAGUCGGGAAUCUCCAGUUGGGGAUGUGGCCAGGUGACCUGGGGAGGCCUUGUCACUGCACCCCCUCCCACCAAAUGGCCACUUACCCCCACUGGCAACACCUGGUGAGGAAAAUCCAGAAAGAUCCGGGAGCUUUGACCUCAUACAUGAACCACUGACUCAUCUGUCUGCAUCCAGGGGAUCCCAGGGAUAAUCUGGAUCCUGUCCAUGUGUGCUGGUUUGUCCUUUGGGAUAAAGAGUGUCUGUGGGUCCUCUUUUGACACCUCACACACGGAGCCAGGGGGCUGAGGGGGCUUGUGCUGUGUCCUCUCCAGCACAUGGGAUGGGUGGAUGGAUGCUGGGCCUCGAGGUAAGGAAUGUGUCCAGCUUUUCAGGGGAAAAAAAGUGGGCUCUGGUCAUUGCAAGCUUGCCUGGAUUUAGGAAUCCUUUUGUGACGGUCUCGAAGCAGCCUCAGACGAGACGGAAGGAAGCCAAGAGUCCUCAUGGGGAUAACAUUCGGUGUGGUCUGAAAUGGGACCCUCCCUGUGGAGAGGGCAGAGGUGGCCGGCUCCUGCUUCCACACACGGGAGAGUCCGGCUCACCUGGAACAGGUCUCCCACCUGUGGUCACACCGAUUUCAUGGAGAGCAUGGCCAAAGAGGAAAAGAGGAAGAGCCAGGAAGCCUCGUGGAAAGGAGCCUUGGCUGCAGGAGGAGGCAGCUCCCCUUACCCAGGCAGCAUUUUUGGUGCAGUCAAAACUUGCUGUGUUUUGUCCCUGAAAAUGAACUUCCUACCAGGAAGAUCAUGGGAGCAUCUCCCAGUGCUGCCCUCCUUGGAUUCUUGCCAGAGCAGGGAGCCUGCAGCCAGCCUUGAGCUGGCCCUGUGGGUGGCUGUGGGUGUUCCUGGGAAUUACAGGUCCUCUGGAAUGUCACGCUGCUCCGUGGCCUCUGACCCCACCUUUUCUCAGGUUGUGUGGGUGUUUAUUCCCCACAAAACAGCAAUUAUUCCAUUUUCUCCCAGCAAAGUGUUUCUCCUGCUGUCUGAAGUUGCUCCUUGCUGCCCUGGAAGUCGCCUGACAUUAAGGCUGUCCCGCUCGCAGGGAGCGUUUGCCAUGGACACGGGGCACGUAAGCAGAUCGCGCUUCAGUGCGGCCUCCAGCCCGCCGCGGUGGGAGAUCGGGCUCUACGCCGCCGGCGCCUUGGCGCUGCUGGGAAUCGCAGCCAUCAACCUGUGGAAGCUCUGGCGCUCCGGGAGCUACCCGGCCCCUUCCCCCUUCCCCAACUAUGACUACCGCUACCUGGAGCAGAAGUACGGAGCGGCGUGCCCGGACAUCAGGAACAAGCGAGGGCUGGCCCCGGGCUCGCAGCGGGCGCCAGGUCGGAGCUCUUCGUCCCGCAAGAGCAGCCUGAGGGCAGAGGACGCCUUGGAGAGCAUCCAGGAGCUGGGCAGCCUGGAGCUGAUGGGCAGAGAGCUGGGCCUGGCCCACUACGGCCCCCUGCGGAAAUCCAUCUCGGCCGACUCCCUCAACUCCAUCUCGUCCAUCGGGAACAACUUCGGGCAGGAUUUCACGGUGGGGCAGGUGGAGGUGUCCAUGGAGUACGACGGGAGGGCGGCCGCGCUGCACGUGACGCUGCUGCAGGGCAAGGACCUGCUGGAGAAGGAGGAUGCGCGCUUCGAGUCCUGCUUCAUGCGCAUCAGCCUCCUGCCGGCCGAGCAGAUCGUCGGCAUCUCCCGGAUCCAGAGGAGCUCCUACUCUGUGGCCUUCGACGAGCGCUUCUCGGUGCCGCUGGAUCCGGCGGCGCUGGAGGAGAACAGCCUGCGCUUCUCCGUCUUCGGCAUCGACGAGGACGAGCGGAGCGUCAGCACCGGCGUGGCCGAGCUCAAGCUCUCCGACCUGGACCUGGCCACGCGCCCCUUCAACGCCUGGCUCUACCUGCAGGACACCAACAAGGCGGUGGACACGGUGGGGGAGAUCCUGCUCUCCCUGAGUUACCUGCCCACGGCCGAGCGGCUCACGGUGGUGGUGGUCAAAGCCAAGAACCUCGUGUGGAGCAGUGGGAAGGUGACCGCAGAUCCCUUCGUCAAGGUGUACCUGCUGCAGGACGGGAGGAAGAUCAGCAAGAAGAAGACAGCAGUGAAGAGGGGAGACACCAACCCCGUGUUCAACGAGGCCAUGAUCUUCUCCGUGCCGGCCAUUGUGCUCCAGGAGCUGUCCCUGCGCGUGACGGUGGCCGAGAGCGGCGAGGACGGCCGCGGUGACAACACGGGCCACGUGCUCAUCGGGCCGGCGGCCAGCGGGAUGGGCACCACGCACUGGAACCAAAUGCUGGCCACGCUCCGCAAGCCCGUCUCCAUGUGGCACCCGCUCCGCAGGAAUUAGGCCGGAUCCUGGGGACAGCGGGCCCGGAGCGGGGACUUGGUGGCACCCUGCAAGGCCGAGCUGCCGGCACUGAGGGGCCCAAAAUACCCGGAGCAGGGACAGAGCGGCUCCGUGGGGACGUUCCAGGUCGCCCUCACGCGCGUUGGGCCGGACCUGCCGGAAAGGAGCUCAAAUGGACCGAAACCAGCAGGAACCUCCCCAAACCGCGGCUCCUCCGCACGCUCCCGAUGGCCUCGAACUCCACGGAAUCCUCAAACGUGGACUCUGAGCGAGGGAGAGCGGGGGAUUCCUUUGGAAGGUGGUUUUGGGGCAGGAAUCAUGAGGGGGUUGAUAAAAGCCAGCCUGGCGUGGGCGGUGAUCCUGAGGGGAUCUUUUGUACUGACUUUGGUGCGCCGUGCCAGGGUUGGAAGGUUUCCAGCGAGAAUGGAAAAAGGGAGCAAUAACAGCAGAAAAUCAAUUGUUACAUGCGGCUUCUCCUCCCGUCUGUUCCCCCCACACAGUGAAUCCCUGCCCAUCUCCACUGGCUGCACAGGCAGGGAUUGGUUUCCAACCUCUUGGGUUUGGGGUCAGAUCCACGCUGGGAAUCAUCCCCUAAAGGUCCAGUAGGAUCAGGGGCAGACACUUUUCCAACCCAAACUCGCCCUCAAAGUGCUCGGGACAGCACUGCAUAUUCCUGCUCCUUAACACAACUCUCACAGCUGGGGAUUGCUUUUUCCAGCCCUUAAUCCUGCACUUGGGUUGUGACUCACCCUGUAACCCAAUUUAUCCAAGAUUUGGGCAGAGAGAGGAACAUCUUGGCCUUGUGACCUGAGGCAGGUGGGAAAGGUCCCCAGUUUCAUAAUUUUUAGGACCUACUGUUUCAGGAAGAAGGGAGAGGAAAAGCCUGCAUGAAUCUUGUCUGCUGGCGGGCUCUGGCCCAAGCCGGUUUGGGAUUUUGGGGGAGAUAAUUCCCACUCUGGUUUGUGGAGGGUGAUGGAGCCCCUCAUGGCACAGGCUGGAGAGCAGAGGAUGCACUGGGGCCACAUUCCCUUGCCUGGGGCCUUGGCUUUUCCAUGCCAGCAGGAUGCUGCUGGGGAGCCAGGCUGGAAAAAUCUGGGGCUCUCUGAGGCCCUGUGCCAUGAAAUUGGCACCAUGGGAUGAGCAUCGGCUGGGAUGUGGCUGCUUGGAGGAUCUGGGCAGGGAAAAAGGUGUACAAGAGCCGUUUAUCCAUUUUUCCCUGAUUAAAAACUGACUCCAAGGUGAGUUAUCCCCUGA
This is a messenger RNA of Hirundo rustica (Barn swallow), 4141 nucleotides long. It is a transcript of the gene SYT12, whose product is annotated as synaptotagmin 12. Lineage: Eukaryota; Metazoa; Chordata; Aves; Passeriformes; Hirundinidae. The record is from RefSeq and is a predicted model, not a curated record. Gene Ontology annotation, biological process: regulation of dopamine secretion; cellular response to calcium ion; regulation of calcium ion-dependent exocytosis. Gene Ontology annotation, molecular function: SNARE binding; phosphatidylserine binding; clathrin binding. Bases 1040 to 2887 code for a protein of 615 amino acids. The transcript has 9 exons.